GGGGGCGGGGCCAGGGCGCUCACGUUGGCCCCGCCUACCUACGUCGGGUAUAAAGCCAACCGGUUCGCAGUCUCCCUCUGCUCUUCGAAGGUGUGGUGUUGGUGUGAGCAUGUCGUGCGAGUCGUCUAUGGUUCUGGGUUAUUGGGAUAUUCGCGGGCUGGCGCACGCCAUCCGCAUGCUCCUGGAGUACACGGAUACAUCCUAUGAGGAGAAACGGUACACGUGCGGGGAAGCUCCUGACUAUGAUAGAAGCCAAUGGCUGGAUGCGAAAUUCAAGUUAGACCUGGCCUUUCCUAACCUGCCCUACCUGAUGGAUGGGAAGAAUAAGAUCACCCAGAGCAAUGCCAUCUUGCGCUACAUCGCUCGCAAGCACAAUAUGUGUGGCGAGACUGAAGAAGAAAAGAUUCGAGUGGACAUCAUGGAGAACCAAAUUAUGGAUUUCCGCAUGCAACUGACAAAACUCUGCUACAGCGCUGACCUUGAAAAACUGAAGCCUCAGUACUUGGAACAGCUACCUGGACAACUGAAACAAUUCUCCUUGUUCCUGGGGAAAUUCUCAUGGUUUGCAGGGGAAAAGCUCACCUUUGUGGAUUUCCUCACCUAUGAUGUCUUAGAUCAGAACCGUAUGUUUGAGCCCAGGUGCCUGGAUGAAUUUCCAAAUCUGAAGGCUUUCAUGUGCCGUUUUGAGGCGUUGGAGAAAAUAGCUGCCUACAUGCAGUCUGACCGCUUCUUCAAGACGCCCAUCAACAACAAGAUGGCCCAUUGGGGCAACAAGAGAAUAUGUUGAGCAGGAGGCAGACUUGCUCUGCUUGUUUUGUUCCAUCCCGUCCCUAAGGGCCCUGUACUCCGUCUUCUCUUUUCAAUAAAUAGCACUUAGGCUG
Equus quagga is the source of this 881-nucleotide messenger RNA. It is a transcript of the gene GSTM3, whose product is annotated as glutathione S-transferase mu 3. The coding region runs from base 110 to 787 and encodes 225 amino acids. Gene Ontology annotation, molecular function: glutathione transferase activity. The record is from RefSeq and is a predicted model, not a curated record. NCBI's taxonomy places the organism in Eukaryota, Metazoa, Chordata, Mammalia, Perissodactyla, Equidae. Gene Ontology annotation, biological process: glutathione metabolic process. The transcript has 8 exons.